This is a messenger RNA of Owenia fusiformis, 1632 nucleotides long. NCBI's taxonomy places the organism in Eukaryota, Metazoa, Annelida, Polychaeta, Sabellida, Oweniidae. The record is from the annotation of a GenBank genome assembly.
CAACAUUCUCAUAUGUUACAUCCUUUACUUAUUUAACCCAUUGGGUCAACAAAUCGAUGUGGUACUUAAUGCAUCCUCGCCCGUGAGAGUGCGCAGACCUCACGUGAAACGCAAUUAGGCAACACAACGGUCCGACCAUCAUGAUGAAACUUGUACUCGCCUUCGCCUUGAUGGCGAUUGCCCACGCCUGUAUUCGAUCCGAGGAACCAGGCCCGGAAAAACCAAAAUAUGAACCGACAGAUGAGGAAAUCUAUAUGGAGAUCCAGAAGGGAAUGAAAAGACCAAUGGGCUUUGAUGAACGUUCUUGGGGUAUCAUGCAGAAGAAGAUUAGAGCAUGGGAUUACGAUGGAUGGUUGGAAAAAAGUGGAAUGAUGGAGAAAGAUUUCUUCAUGCAAAAAGCCGCGAUACAAGGCGGCAAUUAUCCAACUCAAUUUGCAUUCAUGGACUUUGCAGAUAAUCCGUAUUGGAAAAACUUUUCCUAUGUAAAUCCAAGAACCCAAAUGCUUGAAGGUUUUCUACCAGCUAUUACUCAGAAAGCAUGUGACUUUUGUGGAGCAACAUGUGGCAUGAGGAACAUUGGAAUGAGAUCCGAUCGAUGCUUCGACGAGAUGGAACUCACUGGCUCAGGUUUGGACAACAAAGAAUUUGCAGCCUGUGCAGGAUAUGGGUCCACCCCAAAGCGCGCCAAUGUCUACAAUUUCAGUGCUCCACUUUCAAUGGCACCAAUGAAACAACUUUGGAUCAGGAAAACUACCACGGAUAUCACUUCUGAAGCUGAUGUCAAUGGAAGGAAAAUCGCUAUACCUGCACCAGAAGCACAAUAUGGACAGUAUGACGCAGCUUGUCUACAGCGCGUCUGGCCUGACGUUGUUCCAGGGGAGAUCGUUGAAACAGCUGCUGAUGAUGUGGGACUUAUCACACAGCUUGUGAACAAAGAGGCUGACAUUGCUAUGGGACCCGUUAUUCCAAUGGAUGCAGAUGCUGAAACACAAGAGGCCAUAAAGGAUAUCCAACGAUUUGGAGAACCAUUCCACUGCGUGAAAGAUGGAAUAUACCAGAUGAUGCACCGUAAGGAUGAGGACAUGAGGUUGUUCAGCCUGUGUUACUGGUAUGGAGUUGUCAGGACUGGUGAAUACAAAAGAAUGUGCGAGAUGUACGGAGGCAUGGUGGAAGAAAUGUGUAUUGAUUUCGAAGGUUGGAUGCGUGAAAUGAUGAUGGACCCAAACCCACCUAUGAAGGAUGGCAUGGGUGAUAUGUAAAAGGGAUGCCCAAGCGAAGCACAAUGAUAAAUCAUAUAAUUAGAGCUUAACACAAUGAACAAUAUAUCAAUGCAAAUCCGCUUUUUACGUUCAUUUAUAACACAAUGAACAUUAAUGCAAAUUCAUAAUUAGAACUUCUAUAUUUUGCAUUCCAGAAAGCAUAUGUAAUCAUAUCAGAUAUUUCAAAUUGGUUGAAAUCUUCUAGUAUGAUUGUUCAUAAUAAAGUGGUUGUUUACAAAUGUAAACUGUUGGUCUGUCUGAUUCAUAAGAUACUCAGUGAGAUGUGAUCGAGAUUUUUCGCCUAGCAUUUGUUGCAGGAUAAUUAUAUAUUAUAUGAACAACAAAAAUGGUUCAUGAUAAAGUGAAUGGAAAA